AAAGUUAUUCAGGGGAAAAAAGAAGAUGAAAAAAGGUCGGUGCACAUGAAUGAAUGAAUAUAUACGCAUUUCUGGAAGACAAGCUUACAAUUUGUUGAUUCAGUUCGGAUUGGCGUUGAUACCAUCAAGAAUGGAGAAGAUUCUGACAGCUACUCGAAUCUGGUUGGUGGUGUUGGUGGUGGCGUUGUCCUCUCCGCCGUUCAUAACCGGCCACGUUACGCCUCGCACUGUACUCCAUCGGUUGUCUUCAAACAGCUCGUUCUUAACCCGGACGGAGCUUUGGUUUAACCAGACUCUCGAUCACUUCUCUCCUUAUAACCAUGAUAAGUUUCAGCAGCGCUAUUAUGAGUUCCUUGACUACUUUCGGAUUCCAGAUGGACCGAUAUUUUUAAAAAUCUGUGGUGAAGGCCCCUGCAGUGGGAUAAGCAAUGAUUACCUUGGUGUUUUGGCAAAGAAGUUUGGAGCAGCUAUUGUUUCUCUUGAGCAUCGCUACUAUGGGAAGAGUUCCCCUUUCAAGUCAUUGACGACAAAUAACUUGAGAUAUCUUUCGUCCAAGCAAGCUUUGUUUGAUUUGGCUGUUUUCCGCCAGUACUACCAGGAUUCAUUAAAUCUGAAACUGAACAAAAAGGGUGAAAACCCGUGGUUCUUUUUUGGCGUCUCAUAUCCUGGAGCUCUUAGUGCGUGGUUUCGACUUAAGUUCCCUCAUUUAACAUGCGGCAGUCUUGCAAGUUCUGCGGUUGUUCUUGCUGUCUAUAACUUUACUGAAUUUGACCAACAGAUUGGUGAGUCUGCUGGUCCAGAGUGCAAGGCUGCUUUACAAGAAACCAAUCGACUUGUUGAACAAGGAUUUGCAACGAACAAAAAAGAAGUGAAGGCAUUGUUUGGCGCGGGAGAGCUGGAAAUAGAUGGAGAUUUCUUUUAUUUACUGGCAGAUGCAGCUGUCAUAGCGUUUCAAUAUGGAAAUCCAGAUACAUUGUGCUCUCCUCUUGUUCAAGCAAAGAAUGCGGGAAAUGACUUAGUGGAUGCCUAUGCCAAAUAUGUUAAAGAUUAUUUCAUUGGAAGUUUUGGCACUAAUGUCCAGACUUACAAUCAGAAACAUUUAAAAAACACUACGCCAGGUGAAUAUAGCGCGGACCGGUUGUGGUGGUUUCAAGUUUGUACUGAAGUUGCAUAUUUCCAGGUUGCCCCAGCAAAUGAUAGCAUGCGCUCCUCCAAAGUGGAUGCAAAAUAUCAUCUAGAUCUCUGUAAGAACGUUUUUGGAGAGGGCAUCUAUCCGGAUGUAGACACCACAAAUAUUUAUUAUGGAGGCACAAAAAUUGCAGGUUCAAAAAUAGUUUUUACAAAUGGUUCACAAGAUCCUUGGCGCCAUGCAUCCAAGCAAAUAUCAUCUCCAGAGAUGCCAUCGUACCUCAUAACAUGUCACAACUGUGGCCAUGGAACUGAUUUGCGAGGAUGCCCUCAAGCUCAUCUAAAUAUUGAAGGUAAUGCUCAAAACUGUAGCUCUCCCGAUGCAGUUCACAAAGUUAGGCAGCAGUUGGUGGAAAAGAUUGAUCUUUGGCUGUCAGAGUGCCAAUCCACCACUGGUAGGAGUUAUAUCUGAAGCACAACCACCAAGCCCUCAUUCUUAACUCUUAACUACUUUGACCUGUUUAGAAUAAUUUUUCAAGUGUUUUUAGACAAACAAUUUAUAAGUGGUAAAAAAAACACACCCUAAAUCACAGUCUAAUCACUAUCUGUGUGUAUUAUCCUCAAAACAGAUGUUUAAUUGCUCCAUUGAGGACAUAUCAAUCCUACUCUGCACUCUCCUGAUGGGAUCAAGGAACACAAAUUAUGUGGGCAUUUAUGUAAUUUUCUAGGAUUUUUAAAUAAAUCAUAGAUUUUUAUACAUUCAUAAGUUGACCAUCACACUUGUCAUCUGUAAUGUGUUGUUCCAUUGUUAGAAAAUCGAUCUUAUACCUUUUGUUUUCUUCU
Molecule: messenger RNA, 1971 nt
Organism: Benincasa hispida (wax gourd)
Lineage: Eukaryota; Viridiplantae; Streptophyta; Magnoliopsida; Cucurbitales; Cucurbitaceae
Product: putative serine protease EDA2
Biological process (GO): proteolysis
Cellular component (GO): vacuole
Molecular function (GO): serine-type exopeptidase activity; dipeptidyl-peptidase activity
Source: RefSeq, a predicted model, not a curated record